UCUCCAUUCUUCUUACGGGGUUGAGUUGUCGUGACAACCAUUGUCCAAUGAAAAUUCGCAAAUUCCUUGCGGAGGGAGGGCACAUGACAAACAGAAUUGCUAGGAUAGAAGGUCGAGUACUUCUAAGUAUUUGAGGAUCUGGGAGGUCACAGAAAUUUGGACAGCGCACGGAACUAUUUCAAGGACAAGAUCACACGUUCAGCACUCCGUCCUUGACAAGCUACUACGAACUACAUCGAACAAAUUUAAUAUGCACAACGGCAACAUGCAGACUUCGUAUCCAGGUAUGGCCACGCAGAGCGGUAUACAACAAGCCACGCAUGGCGGUAUACAACAAGCUACGCACGUACAGACCGGUAUACAACAAGCCACGCAUGUACAGAACGCUAUACAGCAAGCCACACAGAACGGUAUACAACAAGCCACACAUAACGGUAUACAACAAGCCACACAGAACGGUAUACAACAAGCCACACAGAGCGGUAUACAACAAGCCACUCGGGUACAGAGCGGUACGCAACAAACCACUCAUGUACAAAGCGGUAUACAGCAAGCCAACGGGACAGUAGCAAAGCGUUUCAAGUGCCGCUACGACCAGUGCGACUACUCUUGCGACGAUAUGCGGUACUACAAGAGUCACGUCGCCAACAAACAUAAUGGAGAGAAGAAAUUUGCUUGCAGCAUGUGUGACUAUAGAUCUGCUCGGAUAGACCACAUGGAACUACACGAACUCACUCACUCUGCGUACCGCCCGAGGCCGCACAAGUGUCCCCACUGCGACUAUGCCGCGUUUGAAAAGAGUACCUUAAAAAAACACAUCGCUAGCAAACACACAGACGACAAACCGUAUGUGUGUGAUGUGUGCGACUACAGAGCAGUUACAAUAUCUCUUCUAAAUUUACACACGAAGAUUCACACGGGUGAGAAACCGUACGCAUGUCCAGAGUGCGAGUAUAAGACUACAAAGAAGUUUGUGUUACAGUCUCACUUGCGGAUACAUACCGGGGAGAAGCCGUACGUCUGUGACGAGUGUGGGUUCAGAGCAGCGCGCAGGCCAACUUUACGAAAGCACAUCAUGACCCAUACCGGUGAGAAGCCGUUCAAAUGUGCCCACUGCGACUACAGUUGUAGACAACAGUCCGCCUUGAAGAGGCACGAAGGCGCCGUGCACACAGGCGACAAGCGGUUCCUGUGUGACCAGUGCGGCUACAGGACAUCCAACCUGUCCAACAUGGCCAAACACAAGAUGACUCACAGCGGAGAAAAACCGUUCAGAUGUGACCAUUGUGGAUACAGGUCCAACAACAUUUCCAACCUCAAAACACACAUGAAAACACAUGCUCCAGACCAGAGCUAAAAACAAAAACUGCACCUGAAAUGCCAUGCAAAUAGUUGUUAUGUUGCUGUGUUUUCAAAUGUUCGCUAGCAAUGUACAUGUAUGUGUUCUUAUGGAAAAAGUACAGAAACAAUUGAAUCUCAUUGAUUCUCAAAGUGUGGUAGAUCUUAAAAACGUACUUUCAAAUACUAACAUAAUACUUCAAGUCUUGGCCAAAAACACGUACCGAAAAGAUCGACUCAAUUCGUGUUUGCAUGAUGAUGAGGUAUUACCAUAUCUACUGAGAGU
This is a messenger RNA of Branchiostoma belcheri (Belcher's lancelet), 1624 nucleotides long. Its product is annotated as zinc finger protein 239-like. Bases 251 to 1357 code for a protein of 368 amino acids. Gene Ontology annotation, cellular component: nucleus. NCBI's taxonomy places the organism in Eukaryota, Metazoa, Chordata, Leptocardii, Amphioxiformes, Branchiostomatidae. Gene Ontology annotation, molecular function: RNA polymerase II transcription regulatory region sequence-specific DNA binding; DNA-binding transcription factor activity, RNA polymerase II-specific. The transcript has 2 exons. Gene Ontology annotation, biological process: regulation of transcription by RNA polymerase II. The record is from RefSeq and is a predicted model, not a curated record.